This is a messenger RNA of Mirounga angustirostris (Northern elephant seal), 3459 nucleotides long. It is a transcript of the gene FTSJ3, whose product is annotated as FtsJ RNA 2'-O-methyltransferase 3. The transcript has 21 exons. NCBI's taxonomy places the organism in Eukaryota, Metazoa, Chordata, Mammalia, Carnivora, Phocidae. Gene Ontology annotation, biological process: maturation of LSU-rRNA from tricistronic rRNA transcript (SSU-rRNA, 5.8S rRNA, LSU-rRNA); rRNA methylation; maturation of 5.8S rRNA from tricistronic rRNA transcript (SSU-rRNA, 5.8S rRNA, LSU-rRNA). Bases 250 to 2745 code for a protein of 831 amino acids. Gene Ontology annotation, molecular function: rRNA (uridine-2'-O-ribose)-methyltransferase activity; rRNA (guanine) methyltransferase activity. The record is from RefSeq and is a predicted model, not a curated record. Gene Ontology annotation, cellular component: preribosome, large subunit precursor; nucleolus; nucleus.
UGAUAGGAAGGUGGCUGCGCGAGGUCAGGAGCUUGGAAAGGGAUGAAGAGACCACAGAACGCCUACAUGUUACUCUCUAGAAACUCGGUUUUAGUUCCGGUAAUCGGCUCACCUGGCCCCAACUUCUAACUUAUAAUACUUGAGAACAUAGAGAAGAAUUUGCGGCCACGCUCAAAAUGGCGGACACUUGGAGCCGGGGACGCAAGCGACGCAAGCGGAAGCGGAAAUUGACACUCCCCCCGUUUCACCAUGGGCAAGAAGGGCAAAGUCGGGAAGAGCCGGCGAGACAAGUUCUAUCACCUGGCGAAGGAGACCGGUUACCGCUCCCGCUCUGCUUUCAAGCUGAUCCAGUUGAAUCGCCGCUUUCAGUUCCUGCAGAAAGCGCGAGCCUUGCUGGACCUGUGUGCUGCCCCAGGGGGAUGGCUGCAGGUGGCUGCUAAGUUUAUGCCUGUAUCCAGCCUUAUUGUAGGAGUGGACCUGGUUCCAAUCAAGCCUCUUCCCAAUGUGGUGACACUCCAGGAGGACAUCACAACAGAACGGUGUAGGCAGGCCCUGAGAAAGGAACUGAAGACCUGGAAGGUUGAUGUUGUGCUCAAUGAUGGGGCCCCCAACGUUGGGGCUAGCUGGGUCCAUGAUGCUUACUCACAAGCCCAUUUGACACUGAUGGCUCUGCGUCUGGCUUGUGAUUUUCUGGCCCGUGGAGGCUGCUUCAUCACGAAGGUUUUUCGUUCCCGAGACUAUCAGCCCCUACUCUGGAUCUUCCAGCAGCUCUUCCGCCGUGUCCAGGCCACUAAGCCCCAAGCUUCUCGCCAUGAAUCUGCAGAGAUCUUUGUCGUCUGCCAGGGAUUCCUGGCUCCUGACAAGGUUGACAGUAAAUUCUUUGACCCCAAGUUUGCCUUCAAGGAGAUCGAAGUUCAGGCCAAGACUGUUACUGAAUUGGUAACUAAGAAGAAGCCAAAGGCUGAAGGCUAUGCUGAGGGUGACCUCACGCUCUAUCACCGUACUUCAGUCACUGACUUCCUCCGAGCUGCCAACCCCGUUGACUUCCUCUCCAAAGCCAGUGAAAUUUCACUAGAUGAUGAAGAGUUGGCACAGCAUCCAGCUACCACUGAGGACAUCCGGGCAUGCUGUCAGGAUAUCAAAGUGCUGGGGCGCAAGGAACUUAGGUCCCUCCUGAACUGGAGAACAAAGCUCCGGCGAUACGUGGCCAAGAAGCUGAAAGAGCAAGCAAAGGCACUGGACAUCAGCCUCAGUUCAGGAGAGGAAGAGGACGACGAAGGGGGUGAGGAGUCUAAGGUUGGGACUGGGCAGCAGCCCUCUGAGGAUGAAGAGGAGGAACGAUUAAACCAGAGCCUGGCAGAGAUGAAGGCCCAGGAGGUGGCAGAAUUAAAGAGGAAGAAAAAGAAGCUGCUGCGUGAGCAGAGAAAACAGCGGGAGCGUGUGGAGCUGAAGAUGGAUCUUCCCGGGGUUUCUAUUGCAGAUGAGGGGGAGACUGGCAUGUUCUCCCUGCGCACCAUCCGGGGUCACCAGUUGUUAGAGGAGGUCACACAAGGGGAUAUGAGCGCUGCAGACACAUUUCUGUCUGAUCUGCCAAGAGACGACCUCUACGUAUCAGAUGUUGAGGAAGACGAUGACGAUGCAUCUCUGGAGAGUGACCUGGAUCCAGAGGAGCUGGCAGAGGUUGGAGGAUCUCCGUGUCUAAAGGACCAGAAGCGUGUACAAUUUGCUGAAGUAGAUGAAAAAGGAGGAGAAGAAGGGAAUCCACUGCUGGUACCAUUGGAGGAAAAGAUGAUACUGCAGGAAGAACAAGCCCGUCUGUGGUUCUCUAAGGAUGGCUUCAGAGGGAUUGAGGAGGAUGCUGAUGAGGCCCUGGAGCUCGGUCAGGCCCAGCUGUUGUAUGAGAGGCGUCGGAGGGGGCAACAGCAGCUGCCAUCCCCACCUUCCGGUUUAAAGAGUGAGAAGAAACCUCCCCAGCACCAAGAGGCGGGCCCUAAGCGGCCAGAGGCUCCAGCAGAGGCCAAGAAUGCCCCUGGGCCUGAUGAGGAAGGAGAGGGCAGCUCGGACAGCGACAGCAGCAGCAGCGAAGAGAGUUGGGAACCAAAGCACGGGAAGAAGCGAAGCCGUGGGCUUAAGUCCGAUGACGGGUUUGAGAUCGUGCCCAUCGAGGACCCAGUGAAACAUCAGAUACUAGAUCCUGAAGGCCUUGCCCUAGGUGCUAUCAUUGCCUCUUCCAAAAAGGCUAAGAGAGAUCUCAUAGAUGACUCCUUCAGCCGGUAUACAUUUAAUGAGGAGGAGGGGGAGCUUCCAGAGUGGUUUGUGCAAGAGGAAAAGCAGCACAGGAUCCGGCAGCUGCCUAUUGACAAGAAGGAGGUAGAACACUACCGCCGACGCUGGCGGGAAAUCAACGCACGUCCCAUCAAGAAAGUAGCCGAGGCGAAGGCCAGAAAGAAACGGAGGAUGCUGAAGAAGUUGGAGCAAACCAAGAAGAAGGCAGAGGCUGUGGUGAACACCGUGGACAUCUCAGAACGUGAGAAAGUGGCUCAGCUUCGGAGUCUCUACAAGAAGGCUGGGCUUGGCAAGGAGAAACGCCAAGUCACCUAUGUGGUAGCCAAAAAAGGUGUGGGCCGCAAAGUCCACCGGCCAGCUGGAGUCAGAGGCCAUUUCAAGGUGGUGGACUCAAGGAUGAAGAAGGACCAAAGGGCACAGCAAAGGAAAGAGCAGAAGAAAAAACACAGACGGAAGUGAGCAGAGCCAUGGGGUCCUCUGAGAAGACAGUGUGAGGACAUGGAGGUGUGAUUCCAGCCCCCACCCCAUACCAGCUGCAGGCUGGCUUGCAUUGUAGUCUGCUGGAAAGACAGGUGGGGUGCCUAGAACUCUCACGGGGUGGUCCUGAGUGUUGAAGGAAGGUCUCUGACAUGUCCUGUUGGUGCUGUAGCAGAGCCCCUAGCUCCUCUGUUAGGAAUGUGGAGUACUAGACGAACAGUCUCCUAGGGGGAAGGUCAGUGUCCGAGUGGCAUUCACUCUAUUUCUGGGCAAGCCAGCCUCUCAGGUCUUCCCCCAUCCUCUUCUAUUAUCUGAAUAAAACCAGGGUAUUAUCUUUUCUGACAUUUAGUUCCCACUAAGUGCUAACUCAAACAUCUGGGUGUUCACACCAUGUACUGCACAGUUAUAAAUCAUAGUAUGUACUCACUGUGAAGUAGAAAUGACAAACAAUCCACAGGUCCCAGUAGUAAAACAUUUACUAGAGCAAGCAGAAAGGAAUGCACAUCUUAAAGAAACCUUCACAAAGUCACAAAAUUCGAAGUAUGUAUAUUUCCUUUUAUAAACAAGAUAGAACAAAAAUCAUCAAAAUCAUUUCAGCAAAAGAUUUUCUACCAUUGUGGCAAGUUAAAAAAAAAAAAUACAAUGAAAUAGAAGACACUUUAAAAGCUGUCGUUUUUGUUUUUUUCAAUUUAGCAA